AGCAGUAGCUCAUCAGAACAUGUGAUAAGCAGUUCGUUAGCUGUUUCACUACCAAAUGAAUCUAGUUAUGGAUCUAGAUCUAUACCUACUGACACUGAAGCAGAGGUAUCAUCACUAAAAGAUUUGCCUCUACGUUAUGAUAUAUUUUCUACUUCUGCUGAUGAUGAGCGGUUUGUUUUAUCAAGUUCCAUGUAUUCGAUGUCUGAAGGAAGUCUCAAUUCUGAAAUUGAACAGACCCAAGAGACCAAUGGUGUUGACCAUGUUGAUAUGAGAUUUGUUUAUGUUGUCACUCCUGUAUUAGUAACAGGCACAUGUCUCUUUAUUGUUGUGACUUUGGGGAUUUCAUUGAGAUGCUAUUACAUCAAAAAAGUGAAAAAGAAAAACACAGCAACUUCAUCUAAUGAAGAGUAUGCUAUUUCCAGAAAUGAGCCAUUUCUCUCUUCAAUUCAGAGACAUGAAGUGCAUCAUAAUCCAGCAUAUGGCAUGGUAGAAAGAAGAACAGGGAUUAUGUGCAUCAACCAAGCUUAUGGUUUGGUUACUGGACACAAUGAUGAAUCCAGAUUGAGGCACAAUCCAGCUUAUGGUGUGAUCAGACUUUAAAUUAAGUGUAUGAAGCUACUGUUGCCCAUUAUAAAAUUCAGAACAUUUUCUGUCAACAAUGCUAAAUUAUAUAAUCUAUAUAAUUAGAUUUAAUGUGAUGCCAACUACCAAUAGUUGUUAUAUUUUUUGACGACAA
Amphimedon queenslandica is the source of this 736-nucleotide messenger RNA. RefSeq lists its product as uncharacterized. Bases 190 to 600 code for a protein of 136 amino acids. The transcript has 4 exons. The record is from RefSeq and is a predicted model, not a curated record. NCBI's taxonomy places the organism in Eukaryota, Metazoa, Porifera, Demospongiae, Haplosclerida, Niphatidae.